Saccharomycopsis crataegensis is the source of this 1614-nucleotide messenger RNA. It is a transcript of the gene MST1, whose product is annotated as threonine--tRNA ligase MST1. Gene Ontology annotation, biological process: mitochondrial threonyl-tRNA aminoacylation. Gene Ontology annotation, molecular function: threonine-tRNA ligase activity; ATP binding. The transcript has a single exon. Gene Ontology annotation, cellular component: cytoplasm. The record is from RefSeq and is a predicted model, not a curated record. NCBI's taxonomy places the organism in Eukaryota, Fungi, Ascomycota, Saccharomycetes, Ascoideales, Saccharomycopsidaceae. Bases 1 to 1614 code for a protein of 537 amino acids.
AUGCUCUCAAGAAAAUUUUUGUCUCCACAGCUCUUGAAGAGCUGCCAAAAACGGCUCACUCCCAGGUUCCCAUCAUUAUCCACCACCAAUGUUUGUUGGAAUUCCACGGUUUCAGUGAACAAAAAGAAAAACGUUGAUGAUAAAACCACAAUUUCUGCAAAUGCUUCGCUUUCCAACAAAUCGAUCUCGACAAAACAGCAGCUUUACACCCUAUCGCCGUACUCACCAGGGUCGAUCUUUUUCUUACCGAAUGGGGCCAAACUUUUCAAUAAGUUGAUUAAUUUUAUUAGAAUCCAGGAGGUGAAGAAAUUAGGAUUCGAUGAAGUUAUGACCCCAUUAAUGUACAAGAAAGAGUUGUUUGAAAUCAGUAAUCAUUGGAAAUACUAUAAUGAGGAUAUGUUCAAGAUCUAUAGAAAUGCCCAUGAGGAUGGUGGUUGUAAUGAGCACGAGCACGAGCACGAACACCAGCAUCAUCAAAAAGAAGAAAAUGAAGUCUAUGCUUUAAAACCAAUGAAUUGUCCUGGUCAUUGUCUUAUAUAUAAGCAAUUUCCAAAGACCCAUAAUGAUCUUCCUGUGAGAUACAGUGAUUUUUCAUCGUUGCAUCGUAAUGAAGCAUCAGGGGCGCUUUCUGGAUUGACCAGAGUUAGAAGGUUCCAUCAAGAUGAUGGUCAUAUUUUCUGUAGUUUCCAACAUUUGGAAUCAGAAAUUCUUGCUAAUUUGAAGCUCGUGGAGCUCAUUUAUGAGAAAUUCGGGUUGGGAGAUUUCAAGAUCUUGCUCAGUACCAGACCUAAAAACAAUAAAUUCAUUGGGAAAGAAGAGGAUUGGGAAAAAGCCGAAGGAAUCCUUAUAGAUAUUUUAGAAAAAGUCAAUAAGAAGUGGGAGCUUAAUGAAGGGGAUGGUGCCUUCUAUGGUCCGAAAAUUGAUAUUAUCUUGAAAGAUAAAUUUGGAAAGUUCCAUCAAACCGCCACCAUCCAACUCGAUUUCCAAUUACCAAACAACUUUGGAUUGAAAUAUUUCAACGAAAAGGGUGAACCAGAAACUCCGAUUAUUGUUCAUAGAGCGAUUUUUGGAUCGGUGGAAAGAUUUUUGGCGAUUUUGAUCGAUAAUUAUGAAGGGAAAUGGCCAUUCUGGUUGAAUUCCAACCAAAUAAAGGUGGUUCCAGUAUCCCCAGAGAAACAUUCGUGGUAUUGUAAAUACAUUGAAGAUUACUUGAGUAACAACGGGAAACCAGACCAUACAUUACAAGAGUACAAGGCAAUGGCAGCCACUGACGAAGUGAAUGUGGAUAACUAUUACAAAGAAUCUAAUAGUUCCCUUGGGAAAUUCAAGAAACUCUCUCCAUUAACAAGCUACGAUUUCAAUAUUGAAGUCGAUGAUCGGGCAGAAUCGUUGGGUAAAAGAAUCAAGGACGCUUAUAGUAAAUCCUUUAAUUAUUUGGUGACCAUCGGUGAUGCAGAAUGUGAAUCAGCAUUGAAGGGCUUGGAAAGCGGUGAAGAAAGUGACCUUGUUAUUAGUUUAAAGGGAUUACAUGGCAAGGACAAGAACAAGGUAGAGAAGCUUGGAUUGAAACACGCUUUAGAAAAAUUCAUUGAAUUGGAGAAGAAUUAUGAAUAA